Messenger RNA from Necator americanus (New World hookworm), 14706 nucleotides. RefSeq lists its product as uncharacterized. The coding region runs from base 1 to 14706 and encodes 4901 amino acids. Gene Ontology annotation, molecular function: calcium ion binding; protein binding; ryanodine-sensitive calcium-release channel activity. Gene Ontology annotation, cellular component: Z disc; smooth endoplasmic reticulum; sarcolemma. Gene Ontology annotation, biological process: release of sequestered calcium ion into cytosol by sarcoplasmic reticulum; intracellular calcium ion homeostasis; striated muscle contraction. The record is from RefSeq and is a predicted model, not a curated record. The transcript is spliced from 126 exons. Lineage: Eukaryota; Metazoa; Nematoda; Chromadorea; Rhabditida; Ancylostomatidae.
AUGGCAGACAAGGAAGAAACAUCCGGAGGAGAGCAGGAUGACGUCUCAUUUCUGAGAACGGGCGACAUCGUAUGCCUUUCAUGUAUAACAUCACAUAAUCGAGAUGGUGUACUUGGCUCCGAACGUGUAUGCCUUUGCACGGAAGGUUUCGGGAAUAGGAUGUGCACCUUGGAAAAUGUGUCCGAUAGGGAUAUUCCACCCGAUAUUGCUAUCUGUAUGCUCUAUAUUGACAAUGCGCUAUCGAUGAGAGCAUUACAGGAAAUGAUGUCAGCCGAUUCGGAACAUAAAUCUGCCUCUGGCGCUGGCGGACAUAAAACUCUGCUUUACGGCCAUGCCGUUCAAUUGAAACAUGUGCAGAGUGAAAUGUAUCUCGCCUGCCUCUCAUCCUGCUCUUCCAAUGACAAGUUAGCGUUUGACGUGGGAGUACAAGAAACGAACGAAGGAGAGGCAUGCUGGUGGACGAUUCAUCCAGCCUCCAAACAACGAUCCGAAGGAGAGAAAGUCCGCGUUGGAGAUGACAUCAUCCUUGUCAGUGUGGCUACUGAGCGUUAUUUGCAUAUGGCAUACAGUAAAGGAUACAUGGUCAUCGCGUCAUUUCACCAAACAUUAUGGAAUAUUCAAAGUGUGAGCUCUGGAAGUGUGCGCACUAGGAAUAUGGGUUAUGUAUUCGGAAACGAUGUUAUGCGGUUAUUCCACGGUAACGACGAAUGCUUGACGAUUCCAGAGAACUGGAGCGAACAUCCACAACAUAACAUGGUGAUUUACGAAGGAGGUGCAGCAGUGAAUCAGGCUAGAUCUUUAUGGCGAAUCGAGUUAAUUCGCAUGAAAUGGCACGGUGCAAUGGUUGGAUGGGAACAACUAUUCAGGAUCAAACAUAUCACUAGUGGACGAUACCUCGGAGUAAUAGAGAACGCUGUGCAACUUUAUCAUAAAGACAAGGCUGAUUUUGACCUCACAGCUUUUGUGAUGUGUCAGAAUAAGGACCCGAAAAAGCAAAUGCUCGAUGAAAAAGAGGAGGAAGGCAUGGGCACACCAUGUAUUCAGUAUGGUGAAACGAACGCUUUCAUACAACACGUAAAAACGCAACUCUGGAUGUCUUAUCAAACCUCUGAAGUCACCAAAAAAGGUCUUGGAAAGGUUGAAGAAAAGAAAGCUGUUGCUCUCAAAGAUGGUCAUAUGGAUGACUGCUAUACCUUCUUUAUGGCACUGGAAGAGGAAUCAAAAUCUGCCCGAGUCAUACGGAAAUGCUCCAGCGUUCUAAACCGAUUUUUGAAGGGAAUCGACGCUCUCCAAAAUGAGGGUCAUCAAUCACAAGAUUGGGCAAGAGUGGAUCUGAAUGAGGUGUUGAAGCUUAUGGAGGAUUUGAUUGAGUACUUUUCACAACCAGAAGAUGAGCAAGAAUUCGAAGUAAAGCAGAAUCGAUUGCGUGCCUUACGAUCUAGACAAGACCUUUUCCAAGAAGAAGGAGUUCUAAACAUGAUUCUGGAUACCAUUGAUAAAUUCUCCCAAAUGGAAUCAUUGCCAGAUUUUGCGGGUCUCAUCGGGGAAGAGACUCAUAUGAUGUGGGAAGAAAUAGCUACCUAUCUAUAUCUUUUGGUAGCAGCAAUGAUCAAGGGAAAUCACUACAACUGCGCGCAGUUUGCUGCUGCACAACGUCUGGAUUGGCUUUUCGGUCGCCUCAGUAAUCCACAGUCAGCUGAAGGAAUCCUGGAUGUUUUGUACUGUGUGCUUACCGAAUCACCAGAAGCUCUAAAUAUGAUCAACGAAGGACAUAUUCGUUCUGUUAUUUCGCUAUUAGAGAAAGUGGGUCGAGAUCCAAAAGUUUUGGAUGUGUUGUCUUCACUGUGCGAGGGAAAUGGGAUGGCAGUAAGAAGCAGUCAGAAUCUCAUUACUGCCUAUUUCUUACCGGAGAAAGAUUUACUGUUGCAAACUGCAAUGAGAGAUCACGUGAGCAGUAUGAUGCCGAAUGUGCUAGUUGGUGUAGUAGAAGGUUCAGCGUUAUUUCGUAGGUGGUACUUCGAGGCUGAAGUGGAACACAUUGAGAAUAUGACGAAAGAGGAUCCUUAUUUGCGGAUUGGUUGGGCGAAUAGCGUUGGUUUCAAACCGUUUCCUGGAUCUGGCGACAAGUGGGGAUGCAAUGGUGUUGGAGAUGACUUCUACUCCUACGCAUUUGAUGGACGAUGUGUGUUCUUCGCCGGGAAGGGACGAGUUGUCUCACCAAAGAAACUGGAAAAAGGAGAUGUUGUGGGAUGUGCACUGGACCUGAACGUGCCUGAAAUCAGGUUCUCCGUUAAUGGACGCGAUGUGGGUGCUAGCUACAGAAAUUUUAAUAUUGACGGGUAUUUCUUCCCUGUGAUGUCAUUGAGCGCAAAAGUGAGUUGCCGAUUUAUCUUCGGAGGAGACCAAGGACGCCUACGUUUUGGACCACCUCCAGGAUUCUCGGCGGUAGUAGAAGCAGUUAGCGGAGACCUUCAGAUAUCAGACUGCCUUUCCUUCGGAGAGCUACCUAAAAAUAUCUAUUGCGGGCCGGCAACAAUUUUCUCCAGUAUCGAGCCUUUUGUGCCGCAACCAGUGGAUAUUAGCAACGUUGUACUUCACCACCAUGCUAACGAAAUUCACCAGAAGUUUGCUGAAAACCUCCACGAGCUUUGGGCUAUGAGAAAAAUCGAACUUGGAUGGAGUUAUGGAGAGACACGCUCCGAAACGCAACGGAAACAUCCAUGUCUCAUAUCAUUUGAUCGCUUACCGACAACAGAAAAGCAGUACAACAUCAAUUUGGCACUGGAUACGAUGAAAACCAUAGAGGCGCUUGGUUUCCACCUCAUCACUGAUAACCCACCUACAAGGCUUCGACCAGUCAGACUGGCUCAAAACUUUCUACAGCCAAACGGCUACAAGCCCCAGCCCUUAGAUACUCAUGAGAUCACUUUGCCAGAGGAAGUGAAUCCACUGAUUGAAGCAUUGGCUAAGAACACCCAUAAUGUGUGGGCAAGGGAGAAGAUCAAGAGAGGAUGGACUUUCGGGCUAAAUGAGUUCGUGGAUUCUACGCAAAAACGGUCGCCCCAUCUGGUACCUUACGAGGAAGUCGACAAUCGAAUAAAGGAAGCAAACAGAGAAUCUGCAGCAGAGAACUUGCGAGCAUUGCAGCUUUUCGGCCUUUUUGUCGAGCCACCAGCUCAUGAACACGAUGAAUUGGCUGAGAAAGAAAUGCGAGCCCGCAGGGAUGUGACGAGAACUUACCGAGCUGAGGCCACCUAUGCUGUGACAGCUGGGAAAUGGUACUUCGAGUUCGAGAUCCUUACGGCUGGAUUCAUGAAAAUCGGUUGGAUGGAUGUCGGUGCUUCGCCAGACAUUCAGCUCGGACAAGAUGAUCGUGGAUAUGCAUUUGAUGGAUUUUUGGGACGCAAGUGGCACCAAGGAGCAGAAAGCUAUGGAAAGGAGUGGAAGAUUGGUGAUGUUGUCGGUUGCUUUCUGGAUCUUAACGACCGGACCAUUAGUUUCUCUCUAAAUGGAGAAUUGCUGUUGGAUCCAUCCGGUUCUGAGAUGGCGUUCGACAACGUUAUGUGUGGUGACGGUUUGGUACCAGCUAUGAGUCUAGGAAGUGGUCAGAAAGGUCGACUCAACUUUGGCCAACAAAGCAAUUCCUUGAAGUUCUUUACGACAUGCGGUCUGCAAGAAGGAUACGAACCGUUCUGUGUAAAUAUGUAUCGCUCGAUGCCUAUGUGGUAUGCCAAGCGGCUUGCACGGUUCGAAGAUAUCAGCGCUGGAUCUCAGUUGGAAAUUUCUAGAAUCCCAGCAACAGGCAAUAGCCCUCCAUGUCUGAAGCUUACUCAAAAGGCCACUCUCACCGAAGGCGGUCCUUCCGAAAAAGCCACUAUGGAGUACAUUCGUCUGUCAUUACCGGUCAAAUGUAAUGAGAGUUUUGUGAAAAACAAAUGGUCCGACGAUGAUUCGGAAUACUUCUGGAGAGACAAAGAGGCGAUAGCGAAAGCACUAGCAGAAUUCAAACCACGAAGUAUGUCAAUGGUAUCUACAAUUCGAGCACCGGGAAUACCGCAAGAGUUCCAGGACCAGUCAAAGGAUCGCAAGAAAUCCUUUAUCGGCAACAUGCUCAGCUUAAAGGAUUCACGUGAAUCCGAUGACGAUCGAUCGAAUCGUUCGAAACAACCAUCAUUCGACGGUGACCAUGAACAUGAAUCACUCGCACUUAGUCAGCGUCGUAGAGUGCUCACAUUGAUGAACUACGGACUGUAUUCGUUCGACGAAUCGGUGCUUACGUGGCUUCGAAUGGAAGGAGAAGAACGACAUUCUUGGCUGGACGCGAUCAGGGGCUCGCUGGUAGAGCUACCUCAAGAGGAUCGUGUAGCUGCAGAAGAACGCCUGAAAGCGAUGGCAGAUCGUGAAAAACCGCAGAAGAAAGGUGGACUGCUGAGUCGACUUCGCGAUAGCAGUCAUUCCAGGAAGAAAGAUUCUAAAUCAAAAGAAGAAAAGAAUAGUCGUUUGGGCGGUCAAAAAUCAAACUGGAGAUCAUUUGACGCGGCAAGCGUUGUAUCCGAAACUGGUGCACCAGCAGGACAAAAGGAUGUACUUGCAUCUAAUGACAUGCCAUCGUCUGGUCCCGGCCGUCAGUUGACUAUCAAGCGGCCAGUUUCACCCAAAAACAAGAAGAAAAAGAAGGAACACACAGUGACCAUGGAUAAACGUGGAUCCCAAGUUGCAAUCGAACUUCCUGCAGAAAUCGAACACGAAAGCGAUGCUCAGGCUCUCAUUGAGCACGCGGACAAAGUUGAUGAAUAUUAUUAUGGCCUGCGUAUUUUCCCUGGACAAGAUCCAAGUCAAGUGUGGGUUGGAUGGGUAACGACCCAGUACCAUUUCUAUUCGCCAACAUUUGAGCAGGAAAACGUGGAAAGACGGUGUUUGUACGCAGAAGGGAACGGGACAUCAAUGGACAGCCUGGAGUACCGUAACUGUUACAUGAUGAAUGCAGCUGAGUUACUUUCGCAUGUUUCUGAUGCCACCAACACGAAGGUUUCUGGAACACUUAUUGGAUGCAUUAUCGACACAUCGAUAGGAGAGCUGUCGUUUCAAGCAUCUGGACAGGACACUGGUGUCAGAUUCAAAUUGGAACCAGGUGCCAUGUUGUUUCCAGCCGCUUUCUUCACACCAACAGCUACCGAAAUUCUUCAGUUUGAGUUGGGAAGAGUUAAAUUCACCUUCCCCAUCUCCGCUGCAAUGUUCAAAUCAUGUCACAAGUCAUUGGUUCCGUUCUGUCCACCACGGCUCACCGUCGAAUGUUUGGAUCCUGUACAAUGGGCCAGAGUCCCUAAUGAGACUUUGAGAACCACAUCGUUGAAGCUGAGUGAUAUCCGAGGAUGGUCGGUACUGUGCGACGAUCCAGUUCGAAUUAUGGCAGUUUAUGUCCCCGAAAAAGAUGAAUCGUUCGAUAUUCUUGAGAUGAUUGAGAAGCCGGAAUUCUUGGAUUUCCAUCGACAAACGCUAAAUUUAUAUUGCAAACUCGCUAGUCAUGGCAAUCAGAAGGUGGCUCACAUCUUAUGCCAGCAUGUUGAUGAGGAUCAGAUCAUGUACGCUGUUAAGAGCCAUUAUCUGUCUGGGCCAAUGCGUCAAGGUUACCAUGAUCUGCUUAUCGCUGUUCAUCUCAAAACUCAUGCCACUGCUCGUCAGUCUAUGAGUAACGAAUAUGUAAUACCGCUUUGUGAGCACUUGGCCCAUCAAAAUGUCUUCGAUCCGGAUGCAGAAACGAGGUAUCCUCAAAUUAUGGGAGAUGUUUACUCGAUGUUACCAGUCAUGGUUGCAGAACCAGUGAAAACGCAUUUCUCUCGGGAAGAAGAAAUGAAGCUUCUCCCACCUGCCAUCAACUUCGAUGCACUUAAAGCCCAUGUAAUGAGUGCUAUGGAAAGUGCCACUCGACAUGCUGUGAUGAACUGUCGCGAUCUCAUAGGUGGCGACAACUGUAAUCAUUUCGAACCUUUGAUGAAGCUUUUCGACUCUUUGCUUGUCAUUGGGCUAAUAGAUGACCCUGAACUGGAAGCACUACUGAAAUUGAUUCAUCCUGCUGCUUUUGAUCCUGCAUAUGAAUCAGGAACCACACAAAAAGGUCUAACUGAAAUUGAGUUUUCUGAGCCAGUGAAAAUUCAGCUGGUUAAUAUAAUUGACCACCUCUGCGAUAUCCAGCUCCGUCACCGCAUCGAAUCGCUGGUAGGGUUCACGGAGGGCUUUGUUGCGGAACUUCAACAAGACCAGUGCAGGCGCUAUAUGGAUAUCAAGCAAACCGACAUGCCACCAGCAGAAGCUGCCAAAAAGACCAAAGAGUUCCGAUGCCCUCCUAAAGAGCAAAUGUUCCGUCUCCUAAAAUGCAGAGUCAAAGAAGAGAAGGAAGACAUCCUCGAAGACGAUGUAGAAUAUGACCAGUGCCCAAUGGCUGAAAAUCUGCAAGAGCAAUUGCGGGACUUCUGUGCAAUGUUAGUAGCGAAGAUUGGAAACGAAGAUGACUGUGAUGAUGAAGAUCGUCAGGGACUCAUUGAGGCGGAAGACGGAUCGUGGGUGGACUCCUUAGCCCGAUUAGUGGUAGCAGUACCACCUCCACCUCCAGCUGAUGAGAAAGUCCUAGCCACAAAAAAGGGAACACGAAACUUCAGGGACAUGGUUAUCAAGAUGCUUCGUGAUUGGGCUUUGGGAGAAUUCAUUGAAAGCAACGAGCUUAUUCGUAAAAUGUUCCACCUAUUGUUAAGGCAAUACUCGGGGAUAAGAGAGCUCCAAGAUGCUAUGGCGCAGACAUAUGUGCUGCACGAAAGGAACAAUCUAGACGUACAAGACUUCAUCAUUUAUCUGAUCCAGAUCCGCGAAUUGCUUACAGUCCAAUUUGAACACACUGAGGAAGCUAUCUUGAAGAGAGGAUUGUGGAAGCUGAUGAAUAAUCGUAUUUUCUUCCAACAUCCUGACUUGAUGCGUCUUUUAUCUGUUCACGAAAAUGUGAUGUCAAUUAUGAUGAAUAUUCUAACAGCACAACAAGGUGCUGUUGAACACGAAGGAGAAGAAGUGAAGGAAAAGACGCCUAUAAAGGAUUCUUCCGAAAUGGUAGUAGCCUGUUCAAGAUUUCUUUGCUAUUUCUGCCGUACUUCUCGGCAGAACCAAAAGGCUAUGUUUGAGCAUCUGUCAUUCCUUCUGGAUAAUGCUACCAUGCUUUUGGCAAGACCGAGUUUAAGAGGUUCAGUACCACUUGAUGUCGCUUACUCUUCAUUCAUGGACAAUAACGAACUGGCUUUAGCGUUAAAGGAAGAGGAGCUUGAUAAAGUGGCAGUCUAUCUAUCUAGAUGUGGACUUCAACCCAACUCGGAAAUGAUUGCUAAAGGCUAUCCUGAUAUCGGUUGGGAUCCAGUAGAAGGAGAAAGAUAUAUUGACUUCCUACGUUUCUGUGUUUGGAUAAAUGGUGAGAACGUUGAAGAAAACGCUAACUUAGUGAUUCGACUCUUGAUCCGACGUCCUGAAUGUCUUGGUAUCGCACUUAAGGGAGAAGGACAGGGGCUUUUUGCUGCCUUCAAGGAAGCUAUCGCAUUAUCCGAAGAUAUCCGAGUUUUGGAAGAAGAAGGCGAGAACGCUACAAUGUUGAAAAGCGGGCUGUUAGGAGAGUCUCCGUCUUAUCCUUCCAAAGAUGCAGAAGGUGAAGAUUACCUUGAUCUCGGAGCAGCGACGCUCGACUUCUACUCGUCUUUGGUAGAUUUGCUCGCAAAGUGUGCGCCUGAUCCUAUGGCUAUACAGGCUGGAAAAGGCGAUUCGUUGCGAGCUCGUGCUAUUUUGCGAUCUCUGAUCUCUUUGGAUGACCUUGGGCAAAUUCUCAGUCUCAGGUUCACUAUUCCAAACCUUACGCAGGCUGCAACAGAUGUUCGUCGUCGCUCAUUCGCAAACUCGCACCAACACAAUAUCACCGUAUCGCACUCGUUCGCCAAAAUAGCCAAUGAGGUGUCGCAAUCGCAGGCAAAUCGUGAUCGUGUGCCAUCGUUGCCAUCAGCAAAUCCAGAACAUCAUCUAUCUCGGUUACGUGAAGAGGAGUCAGACAACGAGUCUGACUAUGGUUCAGCAAAGAGUUCACUGGAUGAAUUGGAACCGACGAGCACCACGAAAUUUCUGGCUCCAACCACAACAGUAGGACUGACGGUUCCUGCACCAAUGGCUCGAGGGGGCAGCAGGAGGAACAAACGUUUUGGCGUUCAUUACAACGGCCCUCUACCCGGACUGUUGCCCAACCACAAGGGUUCAGUUCUACUUUUCCUGGAUCGUGUGUACGGCAUCGAUUCGCAGGAUAUGUUACUCCAUUUCCUUGAACAGAGCUUCUUACCAGAUCUGCGUGCGGCUACUAUGAUGGAUUCGCCACGAGCUUUGGAAUCAGACACAGCUCUCGCUCUUAACCGAUAUCUCUGCAAUGCCGUCUUGCCGCUGCUCACCAACCACUCUCACUUUUUCGCAGAUUCUGAACAUCAUGCGGCACUUUUGGAUGCGACACUACAUACGGUGUAUCGCAUGAAUCGACUGAAGUCCUUAACAAAGAACCAACGUGAAGCCGUUUCCGACUUCCUAGUGGCAAUUACGAGAGAAUUGCCACCAGGAAUGAUGAUUAAGCUGCUUCGAAAGGUCAUCGUAGACAUUCGGCAGAUGAGCGAUAUGAAUGUGCUUGUACCACUAAGACUGAUGACACUGCACUACGAACGGUGUGGCAAGUAUUACGGUAAUGGAAAUCAGUACGGGGUAGCCACAGAAGUUGAGAAACGCCUAUCAAUGCUGCUAUUCUACGCCAUUUUUGAUUCACUUGGCAGUAGGCCUUAUGAUCCAGAUUUGUUCGGAAAGGCUCUACCAUGCUUGACAGCCAUUGGUUCAGCCAUUUCGCCGGAUUAUACUUUGACCACUGGGGUGGAAGACAUGGCUAGAUUUAAGGAUCCUUUGGACGAUGGCGCAUGGGUGCCGAAGACGGUAGAUAUUUCACGCGUCGACCUUCCAAGAGAUUUGCAGUCACUUACUGAUGCUUUUGCCGAACAUUUCCAUGAUUCCUGGGCGACCAGAAAACUCGAGAAAGGAUGGACACAUGGAGAUUUGUAUUCCCGACAGCAGUUCACCCACCCAAGGCUCAAGCCAUUCAGUUUGCUUAAAGAUUUUGAAAAAGCGUUCUACAGGGAACGCUGCUCUGAAUGCCUUCGAGCACUUAUUGCGUGGGGUUAUACUUUCGAUUUGGCUGAUCGUGACGCCGCCGACAGGGCGGAACUCGCUCAUACUCCCUCAGGGACAUCAAUCCAGAACUUUGCACCAAAACCUGUGGAUUUGUCGAGCAUGACAUUGGAAAAGGAUAUGGUUGCCGCUGGAGAAAAAAUGGCCGAACAUUCGCACCUUAUCUGGGCCAGAAAGGUGUGGAACGACCUGAACACCAAAGGUGGUUUCAUGCCUACAUCGCUGGUCCCGUGGGAUCUUUUAACUGAUUUUGAACGUCGAAAGGAUCGUUUCAGGGCAAACGAAAUUCUGAAAUUUUUGCAAUAUCACGGAUAUCACGUCACGAGCCCACAACAAGAGCAAGCGCAGGAAAGAGCAAAAAAUGAGAGUGAACGUUCUUCAGUGGAGAAGAGGUUUGCCUACAAUCUUCUGGAAAAACUUAUCCAGUACCUGGAACAAGCAAGUCUUAAAAUGAAAUCAGUGAAGCCGAGUCAGGAACUUACUAGAAGGAACACCUUCAGAAAGGAGGGCCAAGAUGUGAAAUUCUUUGAAAAAGUCGUUCUCCCACUGAUGCAUGCCUACUUCAAUGCCCACAAGAACUACUUCCUCGAGGGAUCUAGCAUCGUACAGACGGGUACAGCUAGUAACAAGGAAAAGGAAAUGGUUGCUAAUUUGUUCUGCCGUCUAGCUUCCUUGCUGCGAAUCAAAAAUCGCGCUUUCGGAAGUGUGGCCAAAAUUACCGUGAGAUGCCUCCAGGGACUCACCCAAGCUCUUGAUUUGAGGACGCUAGUCAAAGUGAACUCUGACAUCGUUCGUACUUCUUUGCUUUCGUUCUUCAAUAACUGCGCUGAUGACUUAUUCGCGGCUGUCAAAGAACUUAAGGACAACGGCCAGUACUCAUUGAUCCGCGGCCAAAAUCUGAAGUCAUGGAUUUCACUGGAAUUCGCUCACCAAAUGAUUAUUCCAGUGCUUACAACAAUGUUCGGACACCUGGCUCGAAAUCACUUCGGAACCGAUUUGUUGUUGGACGACAUCCAAGCGGCUUGCUACAAGAUUCUGGAUUCCCUAUACAUGGUGACUGGAUUGUCUUCGACUGCAGCACAAAGGAAAAGCAUCGGAUUUGAAACUGAUAAACAUCGUCCCGGCCUUGGUCAGUGCCUUUCUGCUUUUGCUUCCUGUUUCCCGGUUGCAUUCCUUGAACCCGAGUAUAACAAGAAUAACAAGUACUCUGUGUUAGCCAAAACUCAGGAUCAGUCCGUACAGGUGCAAGAAAUGUUACAAAAUCUGUCUACUCAUAUUCCACAUAUCGAACGGCUGCUCGCUGAUAUCGAACAGGUUGCCAACAACGGCGUAAUGUACUCCGAGAAUCCGAAUAUAUAUGAUGUGGAUCUACCUUUAAUGUGCUCAUACAUGGGCUACUGGUUUAACAUUGGUCCUGAUGGUCGCAAGAGUGAGAGGACCACUGAGGAGAAAGAACAUCGCCAACCGUUGCCUAUGACAUCCGUCUCAGCCGACCAUAUAAAUAGAAUCUUCUGUUCUUUGUUAAGAAUGGUUCGAAAUCAUAUUGGAGUUGAAAACGCACCAUGGUUGUGUCGAACAACAUUCUUUGCUGUACAAAUCAUUCAAAAUGUCACAUGCGAUCCGGUGAAGGAGUAUGUGCUUCCAAUUGCUGAGAGACUACGUAGAAUGAGCGAGAAGGCAUUCCGAGAAGAAGAGCACAUGCGGACUCAUCCAGACGAUGCGGAUGAGGGAACUGUGGCCGAGGAUAAUGCUCGCCUAGUCCGAGAUACGUACGCAUACUUCCCAAUUCUUAUGAAAUACACCGACCUUCAUCGUGCGCAAUGGUUGAAGUCACCAUCCUGGGAGACCGAUGGCGUGUACGAAAAUGUAGCCGUUAUUUUCCGCAUUUGGAGUCAAAGCCAACACUUCAAGCGAGAAGAACUGAACUACAUGGCGCAGUUCGAAGAAGAUACGGCAAUGGUGGGCGGUGAAGUGAAGACUGGUAAAGCUGCCAUUGCUGAGAGGAAAAAGAAAAGACGAGAGGGGCAGGUGAAGAAGGAUAAACAUGCUAACAGUAUUGUUAUAGCAUGUCUGAAAAGGUUGCUACCGGUCGGACUCAAUGUCUUUGGUGGAAGAGAACUGGACAUUGUUCAACAAUCGAAAGAAAGAUUCCUGCAGAAAGAGCCUGAGGAUAAAAUUCGAGAAUUCAUCAAAGGAUUACUUGAAAUUCCUGUUAAGACUGAUCCAACGGACAAAAAUGCUUGGCAAUUGUCUUUAUAUCGAAAGAUAGGCAAAAGCCAGAUGAGAGGAAAGAAUGAAAUGACUCAGGAUGCCGUUAUAGAAAAGAUCUUCAAUAUGGGACAGGUGUCAGCUAUCUUGCAUACGACGGAGCACCCGCAACAGCUGCUUUCACAAGCCUGGAAAAAAGUCGUCUCCACGCAGCGAAAACGUGCGGUGGUUGCGUGCUUCCGUAUGGUGCCGCUAUAUGGGAUACCGAGACAUCGUGGCAUCAAUUUCUUUUUGCCAGCAUUCUCCUGCCUGUGGCUCAAUGAGGAAGACGUUGGACAGGAUAAAUUGAUUUCCGAAUUAGUAAGCGGAUUGGAGGAAGACGAAACACCUCGUGUCGAGGUGGUUCUGGAGGAGGGAGUUCUCAUUACGGAGGAAAAUCGGGAAAACGAAUGUCCUGACCCAUUAAAACAAUUGAUUCAAUGCUUCCAACGUGCUGCCACCAGUGAGGAGAGUCAAGCGCAGCCAAUUCACGACGACACUUUGUACAUCCGCUUUGCCGAUGUUAUGGCUCAAUCUAUCCACAUCGAAGAAGAAGAUGGUGAUGACGGCGAAGAUGCGGAAAUCGACCAAGCACAAAAAGAAGAACAAUCACAAGCGCUUCGCGCCGAACAAGGAAUUCUUGCCGAUCGCGGUGCAGCUAUUAUGUGCCUCAUGUAUCUGUCAGCAAGUAAUGGGGAACCCAAUGAUAUGGUCGCUAAAACGCUAGAACUUGGCAUUCAUCUUCUUUCCGGAGGAAAUGUGGAUAUUCAGCGGAUGUUGAUCGAAUAUCUACAAUUGAAAAAAGAUGUUCGAUUCUUCACCUCUGUUGCCGGCCUCAUGAACAAGUGUUCAGUUUUGAACUUGGAAAUGUUCGAACGUCAGAUCAAAGCUGAAGGUCUUGGAAUGGGGGCGGAGCUAGCUGCAGGCGACAAUCAGAACCUCAACGAUGCAGAUUUCACAUGCUCGUUGUUCCGAUUCUUGCAACUCACAUGCGAAGGCCAUAAUCUGGAUUUCCAAAACUAUCUUCGCACACAACCUGGGCAUACUACCAGUGUAAAUCUUAUCAACUGCACUGUCGACUACCUGUUGAGACUUCAGGAGUCUGUAAUGGACUUCUACUGGCAUUAUUCCAGCAAAGAGGUGAUCGACGAAGGCGGUAAAGAGUAUUUCCUCAGAGCGAUUCAAGUCUGCAGUCAAGUAUUCAAUACACUUACUGAAAGCAUUCAAGGACCGUGCGUGGGCAACCAGAUGACUCUGGCAAACUCACGUCUUUGGGAUGCCAUUAACGGUUUCUUCUUCCUAUUUGCGCAUAUGAUGGAGAAACUUUAUCGGAAUUCGACUCAACUUGAACUUUUGAGAGAAUUUCUCAAUCUUCAGAAGGACAUGAUCGUACUAAUGCUGUCCAUGCUUGAAGGAAAUGUGCUCAAUGGACCCAUUGGAAAACAGAUGGUAGACGCGUUAGUAGAGUCCCAACCGUCUGUCGAAAAGAUCCUAAAAUUCUCGGAUAUGUUCUUGAAGCUUAAAGAUCUCACAACUUCACAGGCUUUCCAGGACUUUGAUACCAAUCGCGAUGGUUGGAUAAGUCCGAAGGAGUUCCAGAGAGCUAUGGAGAGUCAAAAGAUGUACACAGUAGAAGAUAUCACCUACUUAAUGAUGUGUACUGACGUGAACAAUGAUGGAAAGGUGGAUUAUAUGGAAUUCACGGAAAGGUUCCACAACCCUGCUCGAGAUAUUGGCUUCAACUUGGCUGUGUUGUUAACAAAUCUUAAGGAACAUAUCACUAAUGAUCCAAGACUGGAGAAGAUUAUUGAGAAGGCUCACACUCUGCUCGAGUAUUUCGAUCCGUUUUUGGGUAGGAUCGAAAUCAUGGGGUCAAGUAAACGGGUAGAGAAGAUCUAUUUCGAGAUUCAGGAGUCGUGGCUUGAACAAUGGGGUAAACAACAAAUUCGUGAUUCAAAGAAUUCUUUCCUCUUCAAUGUACUUCAAGAUGAUGGUGGAGAUCAAGGGAAACUGGAAGCUUUCAUCAAUUUCUGUGAGGACACUAUCUUUGAAAUGCAACACGCUGCCGAAAUAUCAUCUGGUGACAGUGAUUCGAAAAUGGAGCGAGCAAUGAAGCAGAGAGACUAUUUCCUACAACAAAACAGCGCAGGAGAGCAACUGUCAGAAACCUUCAAGAGCGGAUAUAAGUACGGAAUCAAUGCAGCCUCGGCGUUGCGACCUGAGAAUGUGAAACAGGCUUUCAAGAGCAUUACCGGGAAAGUGAGGCAAAUGACCUGGAUGCAGCUACUUUGGGCAAUCGUUGUUCUAUUGUUCCACUGCGGAAAAGCGCUAGGAUACUGCGCAUACCUGUUACUGAUGACAUUGUUCCGAUUUGCAUACUAUCUCACCACGCCGGAUAGCGAAUAUGAGGGAGGGGAUAAGGAUGAACAAAACGAGUUGCAUCACACUCCUAUCUAUGGUCAUCCAAUCUUGCCUGAAUUCCAUCACUCUCAUAUCGGUGUAGAAGCAUUCGGAGUAGCAGCGGAACAACUACCAACAGGAAAUCAUAACGGUAUUCCUGAAAUCAUCACCGAGGAAGCAACAUCGGAGGAAACCACUUCCCCAACCUCAGCCACAUCUCAUCCGCCGACUCCACCAGGAAGCGUCCAUAAACCACCAAGCUUAUAUGAGUCGAUCGGUGCUCCACAAGUUGCUGUUGCUGUAUCGGAUGAGGAUGUCGCUUCUGUCGCUUACGAACCGAAGAUUGCCGAGCAGAACAUCGGACGCAGCCGCGGAUCAAUACUUAAUAUGCUUGCUCGAAAUUUCAAAACCAUCGAGAAGACUACGUUAUACCUUGCAUUUUUCAUCAACGUUAUAUUGUUGUUCCACCGAGUUGACAUCAAACAUAUAGAUGCACCAGAAGCAAACGAUGGUGAUGAUGAUGAUGAUGCAAUUUCUGAGUCAGUGUAUAUUACUGGAAUGAUGUUACCGUACAUCGAUUACGAAGUCACUGGAUGGGUUCUCUCUCAAAUUUUAUACUGGAUUAGUGUGCUACAUCUGUCCACUUCAUUCGCGUUGUUGGUUUCGUUCUAUCAGCUUAAGAUCCCACUAAUCACAUUCAAACGUGAAAAAGAAGUGGCACGACGAUUGAUGUUCGACGGAUGCUGGAUUACCGAAGAGGAUAAUGAAGAAAGUGGUGUCAUUGACACCUUAUUGUGGUAUGCUUCUUCUCUGGAUUCUGCAUAA